UCUGAAGCAUUGUACGUAAAUAUGGAGGUAGCAAAGUGAGCUGCAUGCCUCAGAACUGCCCCGUGAUCUGAUUCAACCCUCGAAUCACCUCUGCGGAGGCGUCUAGCAACACUUACUGCAAAAUGUCUCGUCACAGAAAUGUCCGCGGUUAUAACUACGAUGAAGACUUAGAUGAUGACGACGUGUAUGGGCAAUCCGUGGAUGAUGACUACUGCAUCUCUCCCGCUACGGCUGCCCAGUUUAUCUAUUCUCGCCAGGAGAGGCAGACUCCUCAGGUGGCGCGGGUGGAUGAGGAGGAGGAUGAGGAAGGGGACAUCCCCAUGUCCCCCUCUAUAGGGCCUACUCUGGACCCACUGGAUCAAGGCCGGCUCUACUCCUGUCUGGACCACAUGCGAGCGGUGCUGGGGGACACGGUGUCCGACUCUGUUCUGACCCAGGCAGCGAUGCGCCACGACUUCGACCCCCAGAGGGCGCUAGACGUGGUCCUGUCAGAGGAGAGUGCGAACGCACACACAGAGGCGCCGCCACCACCCAAACCCACACAGGCGCCCAUACCCGCGCCCUUACCGCAGAGACCAGAACGAGAGAGAGGUAAAGGCCGGGAGAAUCGCAACAACGUGGAGUCAGAGGUCAUCCCCAAGGUCGCCCGCAUGACUGUCUCGGGCAAGAAGCAGACCAUGGGCUUUGAUGUGCCUGGCAUGGAGGAAAAUGGUGUCCACAGUCCUUCUGUGCGUCGGGGCCCCAGUCCCAACCCAGAGGCGGUUGCCAUGACGCCUGUCCCCACGCCUGCCAGUACCCCCGCCAAACCUCAAGAGACGCCCGUCAAAACCCUGGCCAGUGGCGACGAGCCUGCGCGCCCCGUUACCCCGGUUACGCCCCGCACCACCGGCAAGAGCAAAACACAGCUCAACAUCCGCGCUGAGCUGGACAAGCGACAGGGAGGGAAACCACUACUCAACAUGGUGGUCAUAGGCCAUGUGGACGCAGGGAAGAGCACACUGAUGGGCCACCUGUUGUACCUGCUGGGGAACGUGAACAAGAGGACCAUGCACAAGUAUGAGCAGGAGGCCAAGAAGGCCGGCAAAGCCUCCUUCGCCUACGCCUGGGUCCUGGACGAGACUGGGGAAGAGAGGGACAGGGGAGUAACUAUGGAUGUGGGGAUGACCAAGUUUGAGACCACUUCUAAGGUUGUGACCCUAAUGGACGCCCCUGGACACAAGGACUUCAUCCCCAACAUGAUCACUGGGGCCGCACAGGCUGAUGUGGCGGUGCUGGUGGUGGACGCGAGCCGCGGGGAGUUUGAGGCGGGGUUCGAGGCUGGUGGUCAGACGCGGGAGCAUGCCCUGCUGGUUCGCUCGCUCGGAGUCACACAGCUUGCCGUCGCCGUCAACAAAAUGGACCAGGUCAGUUGGCAACAAGAACGAUUUAAGGAAAUAACCAGCAAACUUGGUCAUUUCUUGAAGCAAGCAGGCUUUAAGGACUCUGAUGUGUUCUACAUCCCUACGAGUGGACUCUCAGGAGAGAACCUGAGCCGCAAGAGCAGUGUGUCUGAGCUCGUCUCCUGGUACAAGGGCCCCUGUCUGGUGGAGCAGAUAGAUGGGUUCAAGCCUCCUCAGAGAUCAGUAGAGAAGCCUUUCAGGCUCUGUGUGUCUGACGUCUUCAAAGACCAGGGCUCUGGGUUCUGUGUGACGGGGAAGAUUGAAGCGGGCUACAUUCAGACGGGAGACCGCAUGCUUGCCAUGCCCCCCAAUGAGACCUGCACCGUUAAAGCGAUCACUCUACACGACGAGCCCCUGGACUGGGCUGCCGCCGGCGAUCACGUGACCCUGUGUGUGACUGGCAUGGACAUCAUCAAAAUAAAUGUGGGUUGUGUAUUCUGUGAUCCUAAAGAGCCAAUCAAAGCCUGUACCCGAUUCCGAGCCCGGGUUCUGCUGUUCAACAUCGAGGUUCCCAUUACACAAGGCUUUCCUGUACUGCUGCAUUACCAGACAAUAAGUGAGCCGGCGACUAUCAGGAAGUUGGUGAGCAUCUUACACAAAAGCAGCGGAGAAGUAUUGAAGAAGAAACCAAAGUGUCUGGGUAAAGGUCAGAACGCAGUGGUGGAGAUCCAAACCCAGCGUCCGGUCGCUCUGGAGCUCUAUAAGGACUUCAAGGAGUUGGGCCGCUUCAUGCUCCGAUACGUGGGCUCAACCAUCGCCGCUGGGGUCGUCACCGAGAUCAAAGAAUGACCAGCGCUCAGACUCGUACCGGAGGCCUCGGAGGACUUCAGACGAGAAGCUGGGCCAAAGAGCUCGAGAACAAGUGCAAUUUCCUCCCCCCCACCCUGUCACUCUAGGGCUGGCUCAUGUACACGCACACACACACACACACACACACACCCACACCCCUCAUGUCAGCUUCUUGCUGCCUAGAGCAUGAGCGCGUUGUUGGACGUUAAUAUGGAGGAGGGGAUCAAAGACAGACAGACCAACAGGGCUGUGUUAUUUUUAUUAUUAUUGAAUAUUUGAAGAUGCUAAUGUGGCAUUAGCAUGCUAUUACCAAACAUUUCAUUUUGUAGACCCAGGAGGUGAUGGAAGGCAUUUAGUGGGUGCUAGUUUGGCCUAGCACAUUUUAUUUUCACUUGGGGAAUGUUUGGGUGCGCAGGAGUGGUGCUGGCAUGUUACUGACAUGUUGCGUCCUCAAAUAGGAGUCCUUAAAUAAACAAAUCUCUUACACAACUUAGAUACACACAAACACACACACACACACACACAAAAUGAAUCCCUUCUCGUAAGAAUGGACAAAGUAACUUGAGAAAAAAAGCAAUGUUAAAAAAAGUGUGUGUCCAUCUGAAUCACACACAUUCCCACACCUCACACAUAAAGGCGGACCCAUGCAGCUAUGUAUGUAAGCACAAGGAUUCUGGAACGUUCUGCUCCUCUCCCUCUCUUUCUCCCUCUCCCUCUCUUUAUCCCUCCCUCCUCUCUCUCCCUCUCUCCCCAGCUGAGUCAAAAGGAAUUUUACUUCAAAUUUCAGUUUUAUUCAGUUUGCGAAUUAUCUUAUUUAGACUGAAUUUAAAACGUUGUCAUGCCUUACCUGUUAUUCGGGUGAUUAUUAUUAUUUUUUAAUUAAUCAUUUGUUUUGAGGGAGACACAUUUGACUCAGGAAAUUGUUUGUUUGUGUGGAUUAUUGAAAAAAAAAAAAAAAAAAAAAAAAAAAAAACCCAAAUACAAACGGAAGUGUAAGACACUGCAGCCGGGUGGUGGGAAGAGGAGUGAUCCUAAACCGUACUGAUCCCAACUGAUUCCACAACAAGCCCAUUUCCUCAAACACAUUCAAUAUGGCACAUCAUUACCACCAUCAUAAUCAUCAUCAUCAUCAUCAUCAUCCUCCUCCUCCUCCUCCUCCCAGUGGGAGACUUGGCUUGCUUAGCAGCCCAUAGGCACUGGAACAGAACUGGCUGAAACCUGGUCUCCCCUGCUAGAUCUCGGCCUCAACUCAUCCGAAUGGGAGCCACAUCUGGGCCUGAUCCGCUCCUAGGGUGUCAGCCCUGCUUUGGUCACAGACAAUCAGGGGGGGAGUCCUUGAGAAAGAUCAAGAGAAAUCCUAAUCCUUAAUUGUAAUUUAAAAGCUAAGGUGGUUGAUCCUAAUCCUUAAUUGUAAUGUAAAAGCUAAGGUGGUUACACUGGAAGGAAGGUGGUGUAUCAAGGCUGCAUCUGUUCCAUAUCAAGAGGCAGAACACUUCCUGUUCUGUCCACUACACUUCCUGUUCUGUCCACCACACUGGAGUCACAGCAGAGAGUCAGGGGGUAAUGUUGGGAUUCAGUUUUGUUGAAGAGAGAGAAGACACUAUCAGGGCAGAAAGAGGGGUGUGUGUUUAGCCUAGCCUAGCUGAGCAAACAGUCAUCGGUGUGCUAAACAUCCUGUCUGAAGGGAAUUCAAGUGCUUAAUAACACCUACUUGGUCAUUUCUAUGCUUCCUUCUGAUUACAGAUUUUUUACUUUUGUCUUGUUGGGGUUUUAUCCCCUGGGGGUUUGAAGGCAUCAGAACGAGCUCUGAGGCUUCUGGGGGAGCCAGAGGAAAGGAAAUGGAAACCAGGUUGAAAUCACACUGGAGUCUUGGCGGCUGCACUUGCGUGUCGGAGGGCACGCUCCCCAUAUUCCUUCCAGCCUUUUUACGGCUCCUCGUCCAAUCAGAGGGUUUGCCGCAGCAGCGGACCUGGAGUGUGGGCCAUCAUAGGCUAACAUAUCUCAUUAUUCACUAACGUACCUACAACCCUCCAGUCUCUUAAUGUAUUUAAAGCGGAUGUUUACAAGCUGCACAUGGGCAGCCCACUGUAGCCUUCAUGCGGAAUAAUAAAGGUGAUAAAUUAUA
Messenger RNA from Alosa alosa (allis shad), 4353 nucleotides. It is a transcript of the gene hbs1l, whose product is annotated as HBS1-like translational GTPase. The record is from RefSeq and is a predicted model, not a curated record. The transcript has 18 exons. Gene Ontology annotation, biological process: translation. Bases 123 to 2228 code for a protein of 701 amino acids. Lineage: Eukaryota; Metazoa; Chordata; Actinopteri; Clupeiformes; Clupeidae. Gene Ontology annotation, molecular function: GTP binding; GTPase activity.